AUGUUCCUGGAUGCCAAGGAUGAAGCUAUUCAAGCCGAGAAGACAUCCACAGCAGCAGAAGCAGCUAGUACCAAUGUCAGCCAACCUCAGAUGGUCCAGGUGUAUCUUAUCAGAAAACAUUACGAGACAGACUCAGAAUACCACAGAGCAGCUUCAGCUCUGAAACUGCUGAGGGAAACGGUACAGCAACGAGAGACGGUCAAGGGUAAAGUAGAGCAACCCAAGGCCAAGAGCCAGCAUCUUCAAGGGGAGCUGGCCUUGCAAAAGAAGAUAGUCGAGCACAAGUAG
This is a messenger RNA of Lobosporangium transversale, 288 nucleotides long. RefSeq lists its product as hypothetical. Lineage: Eukaryota; Fungi; Mortierellomycota; Mortierellomycetes; Mortierellales; Mortierellaceae. Bases 1 to 288 code for a protein of 95 amino acids. The record is from RefSeq and is a predicted model, not a curated record. The transcript has 2 exons.